Messenger RNA from Labeo rohita (rohu), 3631 nucleotides. It is a transcript of the gene arhgap11a, whose product is annotated as Rho GTPase activating protein 11A. Gene Ontology annotation, biological process: signal transduction. NCBI's taxonomy places the organism in Eukaryota, Metazoa, Chordata, Actinopteri, Cypriniformes, Cyprinidae. The coding region runs from base 333 to 3092 and encodes 919 amino acids. The record is from RefSeq and is a predicted model, not a curated record. The transcript has 12 exons.
UUGAACGUCUUUUUCCGAGCUGCCGUUGUGAGGACGGGAAAUAAAGAGGACGGACAGAAACAAACACCGGAUUUAUAUGGCGAUCUUUAGGCGUUGUUGUAUUAUUUAAAAUGCGGUUUAGGCGCAGCGGAGGCGGGAAACGAGAUAUGAGAGGAGUUUGGUGACUUUGAUCGGUUGUUUUUAUUUAUACGUGUCAAGCGGAACUCUGAGGGAAAAUAAGCUAACGUUAACGUUAGCCAUCAGAGUUCGUCAACGUUUAUUUCGCUUGUUUUUAAAUCUAAAACACCUUUUAGCGUAUUCCCUCUCAAAUCGAGCCGCUUUGAAACGAAAUAAUGAAGGUUUUGGAGAGAAAUGUGGUUCGUCUGGCCGUUGUUCAGCAUCUUCGGUCGGUUUAUGGAAUAAAAAUUAAAAACUGGAACAAAAACAGAAACAAGCAGACAUCGUUGAACACGGUGAGGGUGUUUGGGGUUGCGCUUGAAAGUCUGCCACACUGUCAUGUGCUAGACUACGGUGAUGUACCCUGCUUUAUAGUAGAUGUUUGUACGAGUCUCAUGGAGCAUUUGGACACAGAGGGCCUCUUCAGAAAGUCAGGCUCUGUUGUGCGGGUCAAGAGCCUCAGGGCCAAACUGGACCAAGGCGAGGACUGUCUGUCCACUGCUCUCCCGCUGGACGUUGCUGGACUUCUAAAGCAGUUUUUCCGGGAGCUUCCCGAGCCGGUUCUGACCACAGACCUGCACAGUGCUUUCCUGAAGGCCCAGGAGCUGCCCACAGAAGAGGAGAGGACCUCAGCCACGGUCCUGCUGUCCUGCGUGCUGCCCGACAGGAAUUUAAACACGCUGCGUUACUUCUUCAGUUUCCUGAAGGCCGUCUCCCAGCGAUGUGCUGAGAAUAAGAUGGGCAGCAGUAAUCUCUCGGUCAUCUUUGCACCCAAUCUCUUUCACUGUGGAGAUGGCGGGGACAAAAUGAGCAGCAGCACAGAAAAGAGACUCAAACAUCAGGCAGCAGCUGUGCAGUGUCUCAUAGAUAACGCUCAACACCUGGGUGUGGUUCCUCAGUUCCUGAUGGAGAAGGUUCCAGCCAUGUUGGGUUGUGAUGCUGGAGUGUUUUCUCCAUCGUCUUUGUCUCUAGAGGACAGUAACGCUCACUCAGACCUGAAGAAAAACAACAGACGGAGUUUAGGAGACAUGGUAAAUGGAGCUUUGAAUAGAUUUAAAACUAGUAGAACCCCAACAAAUACCCCUCAGUCUGAUGGAGCAGUUUUCUCCUUAGCCACUCCUGUCAUCAUGACUCCAAACUCCAAGCGUAAACUUCCUCUGGAGUCGGCACAGACCCAUCACGGCUUCUCCAACAAGAAACGCAGGUCCAUCAAGAAGAACCUGGGCCUGGAGCUGUUCCCAAACACUUUGUUUGGAGGAGUAUCUACACCUGGAUCAGCACACAGCGCAGCGGGAGCUCUGGACUCGUCUCACAGCGGUUUACUGUCUUCUGUGGGCAGAAACACUCGUCUGUCCUGCAGCUCUGCCAGGAGGAAGAGCAGACGACUGAGAGACCACAGCGUGAGCAGAGUUGAAUCGGGGAAGGCGGGCUGUUUCUCGCCCAGAGUCGCUAAGAAAGAGCCUGUGAGAAAGUCUCUGCGUCUGCGCUUCAGUUUGGGCAAAUCCAGCCGAGAGUCUAACGUCAUUACACAUUCACAACUGGGGCCAAAGGGGUCAGAGGUCAUAGGUUGGCGCCUAGCAACACAAGAGAGCUGUUCUGGGUUUCACUUCACCAAGGAGCUCAGUCCGGCCGUUUUGAACAAGAGCCCCUCCAAAGGCUCCAAAUUCAUCAGUAAAUCAGAGGAUAACCUUUUGACCCCGCAGUGUGAUUCUACAGACCACAGGAGCUCAUGGAGCGGCGACACUCCUGACGUCGGCCUGACCUUCCCAACAAAUUCAUUCUCAGAGACUCCCGUGAGCAUCUGCAUGAAGAGCAGCUACCGCUCCGAGCCCACCAUCAUCGUGAGCAAACCUCCGACGACCAGCAGCGUCAUUCCCAAAAGCCUUUGCUGCGCCUCCAGUGACGGCAGCGCUCUGGAUUCAUCCAGUGACGAACGCUCUCACACUGGACCCACGCUACUAAAAAUCAAAGAAGCUUUCCGUGAGUCUGGCAGUGACCUUCACAGCAUCGUUAAACAGCAGAAGCACGACGAACCGCAAGACGACCUUGGCGCAAACUCCGAAGUGCCUUCGGAAACCUCAGACAAAUCUGAAUCCAGCGAAUCGAAUGAUCACAAUGUGACGUUCGGCCAAAUUGAGAUCGUUCCUUUGUCGCCUCUACAUAUAGACAGCGCUCUGUUUGACGGCGGACCGACACGGUAUGUGGAGACCAGCGCUAACGGGUCUCUGUGUCUUGAAAAUGAAAGCCACUGUUUCCUAAAAGACGUCACUGGAGAUUGCAGUCAACUACUCAACGCUUUAGACAUCCAAAGCCCUGUGACUUUCAGACUGGACACUUCCAGCAGGGUCCAAUCAACUCCGUAUGCAACAAGAACGCAAGCGAAAGCCAACACGUCCCUGCCGAGUGAGCUCAAAGAGGUAGAGAAGACCGAUGCUCCUCAAGAUCAAGCAGAGACGUCACAGAACCGCCUUGAAAUGCGCCGAAUGAAGGUCGCCGAGCAGAUUAAACUCUUCAACAUGAUGACGCUGGAUUCACCCAAAGCCACAGUGGUCCGACCUCCUCUAAAGUUCCAGCGGACGCCGGUUCGACAGUCUGUUAGAAGGAUAAACUCUCUGAUUGGAGAUCGGAAGGACACCAGGAUGGGAUGGUGCGCCGCCACUCAGGUAAAGGCUGUGAGUUUAGAGAGCGGUUUGCAAACUAAACCCAAACCUCCAGUUCCUCCAAAGAAACCUGCUGUCAAAGCGCUGGAAGACGUCACCAAUAAAGCACCAAACAAGACAAAGGGUGACCAAGCCAAUAAGAACGCUGCAAAUGAACGUCCCAAGUCUGUCCUGCUUCAAGUGUCUGAAAACGAUACCAGUCGCUAUAGAGGUUCACCCAGAAACCCUCUUGUGGAGGGAAGACUGCUGUCAGCGAUGAAACCCAUUGAUUUAUAAGUUGCUGUAACUUUAAACGCUUUCUUUGAACUUGUGUAUUCAGGGGUCUUAAUUUAUUUCGCUACGGUGAGCUUUGAUUGUUUUACAGGUGAAUGGUGCGAUUGAUGUUUUUACAAUAUUAGAAAAUUGCUGAAUUUGUUUCAGCAUAUGGGUUGGAUUUGAGUCACAAUCUGAAAUCCAUAAGUACGAGUAUCUUAGUUUUGCUGUAAGUGAAAAGACGAGUCUAUGAACGUGUAAAGAGUGUAAGAAUAGUUCACGAGUGUAUUUAGAGUGAAAAUGGAUGUUUGUAAAUUAGAUCAGAAGAGGCUGGAUUUGGGAAGUGUCUUAUUUACUGUUAUUUAUGUUUUAUGCAAAAACUUGAUUUUUCUGCUAAAAGCCUUAAAGACAACGUUCAUGCUGUAACUCAUUGAAAAGUAUGUUAUGUUAAGCAGUAUUAUGGUCUAAUGUGGUUUAUUCUCAAUGCUGUUAUUUUUCACCCAUUUAUGAAGAUGUUCUGCUUUUGUACAUGAGGUUGUCAAACUAAACUCUUUGUGUUUAAA